AUGAGCAUGACACGCACUAUCAAAGAGAAAGCCCUUGCGGUAGUCAAAGAUGGAGAAGCGCCCGUUCGUUCCAGCAAACUGCCGCCUUUCGUACGCUUCCCACUGGUACUCCUACUUAGUCUCACACUCUCGAGCUUGCUUCAUAGCCUGAGUGCGCCAUAUACGGGAUUAGAGCUUGCGGCUGUGAGUAGGAAAUUGGUGCGCUGGGAGGAAGUGGUGGGUUUAGUGGGGUGGAGGGGAAUCGAGCUUGCGCUGGGAUGGUGGGGUGGUUAUGAUGGCUAUGAUCUUGCGGCGUUAAGUCUGCUUUCUCAUGGUCCUCCUAUGUACCUGCUCAGCACAUUCUACUCCAUCCGCACCACUACAGUGCUGAACUCCCUCCUAAUCGACGUCCUGACAACCUACAUCCCCUUCCGCCUUCUGCGCUCCCUCUCGCCUGCUCACACCGCAUCCUCCUACUCCAAUUCAUCUGUCCCCAACCGCGAACUCCUCACCGAUACUACAGUUCAAGCCGUCACCACACUCCUCGCAGCUUCGAUCUACAGCGUGACGCUCUACAGCGCGUACGUUACAUUCCUGCCGCGUUAUCUAGCUACGUAUUUCGAGGGGAUCCCGACGAUUGAGAAAGCGUAUACGGCGACGCCGUUUACAUUAUUGCCGUUAUCGUUGGUGUUUGGGUUGGCAGCGAAGAGCUUUAUUUUUACGCCUGCUGCUGUCAUUGUGGAUAAAAGGCCAAAGGAGUUUGAACCGAGCAAGGCGAGCUUGGGGGAGACGCUGAGGUGGAAUGUUUGGGGGUAUGGUGACAAGACGAAGGUGGUGAUUGAGAGGACGGCUGCGCUGGUACUGGUUAGUGGUGUCAAUACGUUUGUUCAGUCUUGGGUCACGAUAGAGGGCGUUGAGGCGUUGGGGGCAGCGGCUUAUGCAGGAAUUUGGGUUGUUGCUCCUGCGAUUUCUGGUGUUGCAUUGGGGAUUGUUGGAGCUGUAUGA
Messenger RNA from Lachnellula hyalina, 984 nucleotides. RefSeq lists its product as uncharacterized. The coding region runs from base 1 to 984 and encodes 327 amino acids. Lineage: Eukaryota; Fungi; Ascomycota; Leotiomycetes; Helotiales; Lachnaceae. The transcript has 4 exons. The record is from RefSeq and is a predicted model, not a curated record.